Molecule: messenger RNA, 1992 nt
Organism: Exaiptasia diaphana
Lineage: Eukaryota; Metazoa; Cnidaria; Anthozoa; Actiniaria; Aiptasiidae
Exons: 6
Coding region: 143-1312 (389 amino acids)
Source: RefSeq, a predicted model, not a curated record
UUUGUCAAAUCUCCGCAAGAACUAAGAUUUAUCGACCAAAUCGAUAAAAAACAAUGGAAAAUUAGUGUUGAUUUUCCUGAUACAAAAGGCUUUUCUGACAAUAGUUUUUAAGUUUAAAAAAGAUUUCAAAAUAGGCGUAAAAAUGUGGCGGUUCGUCCUUUUAUUGGUUGCAGUUGUGCUAUUUGUUAAUGGUGAACCAAUUGAGAAACCUUCACAAACAUCGACACAAGUACAAGGAGUCAAACGAGACAAAACGGAUCCAUUAGCUGAUGCAGAGCAAGCAGCAGGGCAAGCGGUUCUCCAACUUUUGGAUGCCAAAAUAGGAAAAAAAGUUCAAGAUGCUGCCAAAGAGGUGACCGACUUUCUCACAACAGCUAUAGGAAGCCAUUCGAAUGCAAGAGCGGAUUCAAUCCGUCAAGACAAGCAAAAAGAAAUGUCUCUUUUGCAUCUGGGUACUAUGCACACUAUCCAAAAGCAUGUCAAAAAGACCGAAGACAAGCCGCAGUUACAGAAAAAGAAGGAUGGAUCUUUUCUUGUUCACUUCAAAAUUCCUUACAUAGUAACACCAUUAGACAAGAAGAAGAAGAAGCAAAGUCAUCAUAGUCCAAAACAUCACGCACAUCAUAUUCACCACAUAAAACAUAAAACAACACAAGAUAAACCACCACCAAUAGAAGUCGGCAGAAAACCUUAUCACCCAGUAUACCACCACGCUGCUACAAUCGCUCCUAACCCUUACUCCCAAUCAACUGGAGCAGGCUACACAACCGGUUAUGGUUCAACUCAUGCUGCAACAAUGGCUCCUGCAACACCUGCAGCAACAGCAGCGGGGAUGACACCUUGUCAAGGCUCGUGCACGGCCCCCUGCUCUCCACAGUGUUCAGCAGCCACUGAUUGCUGUUGUUGUUCUGAUCCAAAUGCGGCCAUGGCACCACCAGCAAUGCCCAUGUCUAUGCCACCACCUCCCCCACCCAUGCUUACCAACCCUAACCAGCCUCCACUGACGGCGCAACAGUUUUCUCAGCUUCCUCUUCUUCCUGGAUCUCCAAUACCACCAGGGGCGUGUCCUCAAAUUUGUAAGCGUCAUUGCAUUGCUAAAUGCCCCAAUGAAUGCUGCGGUGCAGGGAAACGAAAUAAGGUGGAGAAGCCAAGUAAGUCGAAACCAGUGAAAAUUGAGAAAUCUAAACAAGAAACCAAACCAGAAGAAAAAACGGAAAAAGAUGACAAUGAAGAUGAUCAAGAAACUUCGCAGGAUCAGCGGGAUGAGGGGUCAGCUAAUGAGGCCGCUGCGGACGAGGACAGCGUUGAAUAGAGUAAUGUUCUAAAUUGACAACUACUUCUUAUAAAACAACAGCACAAUCUCUAAGAAAACAGAUGAAAUCCUAUUGUUAUUCUUAUCUGGCGAUGAAGAGCUAGAAAUAGAAUUUCCAUGACCAUUACUCAAAUAAAGAAGUAGCUCUAAAGGAGAUUUUCACCAAAAAUGAACAUAAAGGUAGAAUGGGCAUAGGAUCCGUGAAAAUAAGAUGCUUUCUUUUAACAUAUUCUAUAGGAAUUACAUAGCACAUUAUUAGCAACUGACAAUCUUAUAUGUUAGUGUUAGUUAAGCAUUGUAAAUAUGUCAAUAUGUAUAUGCUAUAAAGAGAUUUAAUGACCUAUAUAUAUCUUGCAGUAUAAAAACAAGAAACUAACAGAGGCUCGCAAUAAUCCAAUGUACAUUUUGCUAUUAUGUGACAAAAUUCGUAAUAGGAUUUUGUGGUUAAGUCUGUAAAAAUAUGUAUAUAUGCACAUAGGGGUUUAAAAGAUCUUGAAAUGGUUUGCUUCGUCCUUCACGUAAAAAAUGCCAAAUAAGAAUCUUUAUAGAACCAGCUAUUUUUCUCGCUAUGCAAACGUACUCAAUUGUCGUUAACUAAUAUGAAAGAACACUUUCGAAAGCUACUUCAAAUGUAAUAUAAACUCGUAACUUUGUUUAUUAAAAACGAUGACAAUACUGUA